AUGGCGGCCGUCGGCAGGCUGCCGGGCGCGGCGGCGGCCCUGCUGCUCGCGCUGCUCUGCCUGGCGGGGACGUCGGCGGCGACCAACGUGACGUACGACCACCGCGCGCUGGUCAUCGACGGCGUGCGCCGCGUGCUCGUCUCCGGCUCCAUCCACUACCCGCGGAGCACCCCCGACAUGUGGCCGGGGCUGAUGCAGAAGGCCAAGGACGGCGGGCUGGACAUGGUGGAGACGUACGUCUUCUGGGACGCCCACGAGCCCGUCCGGGGACAGUACGACUUCGAGGGCAGGAAUGACCUGGUGAGGUUCGUCAAGGCCGCCGCCGACGCCGGGCUCUACGUGCACCUCCGGAUCGGCCCCUACGUCUGCGCCGAGUGGAACUACGGAGGCUUCCCGCUAUGGCUGCACUUCAUCCCGGGGAUCAAGUUCCGCACCGACAACGAGCCUUUCAAGACGGAGAUGCAGCGGUUCACGGAGAAGGUGGUGGCGACGAUGAAGGGCGCGGGGCUGUACGCGUCGCAGGGCGGGCCCAUCAUCCUGUCGCAGAUCGAGAACGAGUACGGCAACAUCGACGCGUCCUACGGCGCGCCCGGCAAGUCGUACAUCCGCUGGGCCGCCGGGAUGGCCGUCGCGCUCGACACCGGCGUGCCCUGGGUCAUGUGCCAGCAGGCCGACGCGCCGGCGCCCCUGAUCAACACGUGCAACGGGUUCUACUGCGACCAGUUCACGCCGAGCCUGCCCAGCAGUCCCAAGCUGUGGACCGAGAACUGGAGCGGCUGGUUCCUCUCCUUCGGCGGCGCCGUGCCCUACCGCCCCACCGAGGACCUCGCCUUCGCCGUCGCCCGCUUCUACCAGCGCGGCGGCACCCUGCAGAACUACUACAUGUACCACGGCGGGACCAACUUCGGCCGCAGCUCGGGAGGGCCCUUCAUCUCCACGAGCUACGACUACGACGCCCCCAUCGACGAGUACGGGCUAGUGAGGCAGCCAAAGUGGGGCCACUUGAGGGAUGUCCACAAGGCGAUAAAGAUGUGCGAGCCUGCACUCAUAGCAACCGAUCCAUCAUACAUGUCCCUUGGUCAAAAUGCUGAGGCGCACGUAUACAAGACCGGUUCACUGUGCGCCGCAUUCCUCGCCAAUAUAGACAAUCAGUCUGACAAGACUGUCACCUUCAACGGCAAGGCGUAUAAACUCCCUGCGUGGUCCGUCAGCAUCCUUCCUGACUGCACGAAUGUGGUGCUGAACACUGCCCAGAUCAACUCUCAGGUAGCAUCUACACAGAUGAGAAACCUGGGGUUCAGCACUCAGGCGUCAGACGGCUCGUCCGUCGAAGCAGAACUCGCUUCUUCUACCUGGAGCUACGCCGUAGAGCCUGUCGGUAUCACAAAGGAGAACGCCAUGACAAAGCCUGGGCUGAUGGAGCAGAUAAACACCACCGCAGACGCCAGCGAUUUCCUGUGGUACUCAACAAGCAUCGUCGUGGCGGGUGGUGAACCGUAUCUGAAUGGUAGUCAGUCCAAUCUGCUGGUCAACUCACUUGGGCAUGUUCUUCAGGUCUUCAUCAAUGGCAAGUUUGCAGGUAGCGGUAAGGGUAAUGCUAGUAGCUCCCUGAUCUCAUUGACAACACCAGUUACACUUGUACCUGGAAAGAAUAAAAUAGAUCUUCUGAGUGCAACAGUUGGUCUGACGAACUAUGGUGCAUUCUUUGACCUAGUUGGUGCUGGAAUUACCGGUCCAGUAAAGCUGACUGGGCCGAAGGGUGCGCUCGAUCUAUCUUCUGCAGAUUGGACAUACCAGCAUUGUUGGUUUUUUCCUUGUCAAAAUAUUUGGUCACUCCAGAUCGGACUCAGAGGAGAAGACUUGCACCUGUAUAAUCCCUCAGAGGCCUCUCCAGAAUGGGUAUCAGAUAACUCUUACCCAACCAAUAACCCUUUGACCUGGUACAAGAGCAAAUUUACAACUCCUGCAGGUGAUGAUCCUGUUGCCAUAGACUUCACAGGAAUGGGGAAAGGUGAGGCGUGGGUGAACGGGCAGAGCAUUGGUCGCUACUGGCCGACAAAUAUCGCUCCACAAAGUGGCUGUGUUAAUUCAUGCAACUACAGAGGACCUUACGGCGCAAGCAAAUGCCUGAAGAAAUGUGGGCAGCCAUCGCAGACUUUGUAUCAUGUGCCCCGUUCGUUUCUCCAACCAGGCAGCAAUGAUAUAGUCCUUUUCGAGCAGUUUGGUGGUGACCCAAGCAAGAUAUCCUUCACGACGAAACAGACAGAAAGUGUAUGCGCACACGUGUCUGAGGAUCAUCCCGACCAAAUCGAUAGCUGGAUCUCUCCCCAGCAGAAAUUACAGAGGUCUGGGCCAGCACUUCGUCUGGAAUGCCCCAAAGAAGGUCAGGUCAUCAGCAGCAUCAAGUUUGCAAGCUUCGGGACACCGAGUGGCACCUGUGGGAGCUACAGCCAUGGCGAAUGCAGCAGCUCUCAGGCUCUGGCAGUCGCUCAGGAGGCAUGCGUCGGGGUGAGCAGUUGCAGUGUGCCGGUGUCAGCAAAGAACUUCGGAGAUCCAUGCAGAGGAGUCACAAAAAGCCUUGUGGUCGAAGCUGCAUGCUCAUGA
Triticum turgidum subsp. durum (durum wheat) is the source of this 2604-nucleotide messenger RNA. Lineage: Eukaryota; Viridiplantae; Streptophyta; Magnoliopsida; Poales; Poaceae. The record is from the annotation of a GenBank genome assembly.